This is a messenger RNA of Tripterygium wilfordii, 1414 nucleotides long. RefSeq names its product (S)-8-oxocitronellyl enol synthase CYC2-like. NCBI's taxonomy places the organism in Eukaryota, Viridiplantae, Streptophyta, Magnoliopsida, Celastrales, Celastraceae. The record is from RefSeq and is a predicted model, not a curated record. The transcript has a single exon. The coding region runs from base 86 to 1237 and encodes 383 amino acids.
UUGAGAUUUGUAUUCAACCCAUAUUUCCAAUGGACGGCUGUCAUACAAUCUCGUGUCCAGCUUCUUCUUAUCUAUAAAGGGCACAAUGGAUCUCGACCAUUGGUCUCCUUCUCUAAACAUGGAUCUAGAGAUGCCUCAUCAAUCAGUAGCACUAAUUGUCGGCGUCACCGGAAUGACUGGGUUGGCCUUAGCAGAAGCCCUGAAGAAGCCCACUGCCUUAGGCGGCCCCUGGAAAGUUUACGGCUCCGCUAGGCGGCCCAAGCCAAGCUGGUUUCCUUCCUCAAUCACCGACGAUUACAUCAUCUUCGACGCCACAAGCUUUGAUGACACCGUCGCCAAGAUCGAUCCGGUAGCGUCGGAAAUCACUCACGUCUUCUGGAUUGCAAUUCAAGUUCGUGAAAGUGAAGAAGCUAACGUUAGAGUCAAUCAAGCUAUGCUAGCCAAUGUACUCGAUGUUCUGAAAUCAACUCCGAAUUCACGGCUCAGCCACGUCACUCUCCAAACGGGCACCCAAUACUACAUGGGUCCGGUCCACUUUAACGAUCAGGUCAAUCCACAUGACCCACCCUUUCUUGAAGAUUUGGCCCGUUUACCAUACCCGAACUUCUACUAUCCUCUAGAAGACCUCGUGGCAUCACACGCGCCAGCAUUGACGUAUUCCGUCCACCGUGCAUCAAUAAUAAUAGGCGCGUCUUCUCGAAGUGCGUACAACGCGCUGCUAACUUUAGCCGUGUACGCAACAAUUUGUCGACGAGAGGGGUUACCGUUUAAGUAUCCAGGUACCCGGUACACAUGGGAGCAUUUUUGUGAUAUGACGGAUGUGCGUGUGCUAGCGGACCAACAUAUAUGGGCCGCGGUAACGGGCCGGGCCAAGAAUCAGGCCUUUAAUUGCACCAAUGGAGACCUUUUCAAAUGGAAGAGUGUAUGGAAAGUGUUGAGUGAGAUUUUUGGAGUUGGGUUUGUUCCAUUUGAUGAGAGUGAAGAGUUUGAUAUUGUGGAGUUGAUGAAAGAUAAAGGGGUAGUGUGGAAUGAUAUUGUGGAACAACAUGGGCUUGUCAAGACCAAGUUGGAGGAGAUCACUUGCUUUGGUGCUUUGCAAAAUGUUCUGCAUUUUAAGUUUCAACAUGUUUGUAGCAUGAACAAGAGUCGCGAAUUUGGGUUCUUUGGGUUUGCGGAUAGCCUUAAGAGCUUGGGGUUAUGGUCGGAGAAGUUGAGAGAGAUGAAAAUCAUACCAUGAAUAAUUUGUUUUCAUAUGCUAUUGUCUAUGUGUGACAAUAGCAAACAUAUGUUUAUGGCUCCGUUUGGUAGAGUUCAUUUAUUGUCAAAAUAAAUUAGCUUAUAUUGUGCGGAAGAGGUACUACUAUAUUUAUGUAAUAAGGAGAGUAUGUUUUUAUUAAUAUAAAAGAGCAAAGUU